Molecule: messenger RNA, 1218 nt
Organism: Funneliformis geosporum
Lineage: Eukaryota; Fungi; Glomeromycota; Glomeromycetes; Glomerales; Glomeraceae
Source: the annotation of a GenBank genome assembly
AUGAAUUCUUAUCCAUACUUUACACUUCAACAAAAACUUGAAAAUAUUGAUAGUUCUUUGAAAGAAGCCGUUCAGAAUUAUAUUCGUCUCGUCAUUGACGCGCAUUUAACUCAAAACAAUGAUAUUAUCAAGUCUAACACGUCGUAUGCGUUACAACUUCGUGAAUCUGAAAUAAAAACCAGGCAACUUCAGGCUGAAUAUAUUGAACUAAGAGUGACUGUUGCGCAAUUAAGAGCAAAACUUGAAAAGUUGAAACACAAAAAAGCAAGAACGAAUGACAACUUCAAAGAAAAUGUUAAAUCUGCAAGCGAUAAAAUUAUCGCUUUAGUCCAACAAUUACAAGGUGCUGCAGAUUCUUUAAGCACCAUUGUGGAUCCUGAAUCAACUCGAGGAUCCAGCUUCUUUUCUGAUGGUUCCUCAAUUGAUCUAACAAAUGGAGUCGCAAGCGGAAGUCAGUAUUCCGAAUUGAUGAGCAACAUGGACAUUACUAUGGAUAUUAUUCCACAUAAGAAAAAGCCGGUUAAUUUGAAACCGAAAUCUUUAGUUUCGAUCAACGAAUUUAACGAGGAACAAAAAUAUCAAAGAACUUCAGCUUUUGCAUCAAGUUCUCACAAAUCUGAACUAGUUGAAGAAGAACCUUUGCAAUUAGAAAUUACAGAUACCGAUUAUAAAUUCCAGAGAGUUCAAACAAAAAUUCCCCAUAAAGUGAAACUCUUUUCCAGGCAAAAACUCGACGAGACUAACUACGCUUCACAGCAAGAUCAAGUUCCUCAAUAUCUGCAACAAAACGUCGUAAAUUUAUCAAUGGAUAUUGUUACUGAUCAGGUGGAACAAGAAAGUAAAUAUUCAGAGUGUACACGUGGGAAUGUCGUUGACGGAACUCCUUCUUCCGCGUUUCAACGAGCACUUGUCGUAGCUCCGACCCUGGCGACUGAUAAUUCUGCUGUGUCAAUGACCGUAGCUAUGACACCUUUUCAAAAAGAAUCUGAGCCUAACAACUCUCAAAAAGCUGAAGAGAGUUUACAAAAUGUAGGAAUAUCAGAAAAAUACAAUAAGAAGCAUGUUAGAGUAGAAUCAGAAUGGAUGAUUGAGAUGAAUGAGAGAGGAUCUCAGGGAAGAAGGAGAUUUCAAGUAAAUUACGCUGAGCCAAACCUUCGCAGCAAAUUACGUAGGGGAGAUCCUCAUACCUACACCUUAGAAACAGAUUCUCGAAAAUAG